Messenger RNA from Microplitis mediator, 949 nucleotides. RefSeq lists its product as uncharacterized. Lineage: Eukaryota; Metazoa; Arthropoda; Insecta; Hymenoptera; Braconidae. Bases 229 to 669 code for a protein of 146 amino acids. The record is from RefSeq and is a predicted model, not a curated record. The transcript has 4 exons.
CUUGGCGAGUUUUUGUCGUUAAAUAUCAAUUAGACAAAAUUAAUGAGUCAGACAAUUGAUGAAAAAAAUAUCGAUUUUAAGUUGCUGACUUAAAUUUAUCAAUUAUAAUGGACACGUAAUUAAAUUGUGACUACGCAGAUCUAUUGUUUUAUUGUCCAGUACUAAGUCGUCAUACCACAAACUGAGAAGCAAAAAUAUAAGGAAUUUUUUUAAAUUAACAUUCACAAAAUGUUGUUUAUUCGAGAAUUAUUAAUUGUAAUUGUUACAAUAGGAGGAUCUGUACGGAAUUUAAAUGCAAGCAAUGGUAAAUUUGAAAACUCAGCCAAUGGAACUAAGUGUGCGGAGAAAGGAAAAAUUUGUAGUGACGAUAAUCAAUGCUGUUCAAAAUUCUGUGAGAUGAUCAACGGAACUCAAAUUUGCGGAUCAUCUUUGGAUUUAAUUAUCGAACUAAGCAAACCUAGAGAGAUUAAAAACGUCGCACCAAUUGAAGAUUGUACACCGAAUAAUGAAUUAGCUCUAAAUUGCACGGACUGUUGCUCACAAUAUUGCCACUAUUUAAGUGUAAGAAACUUCACCCUGACAUUUUGCCACACUCAUCCAUACGCUCAAGAAGGGACGCAAUCUUACAAAAGAACUGAUGAUCCUGAGAGUUUUUGGGGCCGUUCAUAAAAUACGUCACGCAAAAUUUUACCUUUUUAGACCCCCUCCCCCCCAUUAUGACGGAUAUAGUACAUAGAAAUAUUAAUAUAUUUACAAAUAUGAAACGAAUGACUUUAUCGUAACAAAAAAAUGAAAUUUAAAAAAACCGAGAGAAAAAUUUUCAAAAUUUCUGAUGAGCUGCGAAUGUCACGUUUCCUUAGACCCCCACCCCCUUACAUCUUGUCACAGAAUGCGAUACCCCAUAAGUGCGAACGUGUUUUAUAAAUGGACCCUUUGGUAAAAUUUUGGA